Symbiodinium necroappetens is the source of this 6273-nucleotide messenger RNA. The record is from the annotation of a GenBank genome assembly. NCBI's taxonomy places the organism in Eukaryota, Dinophyceae, Suessiales, Symbiodiniaceae.
AUGGAUGCCUCGGCACAUCUUUCUCAACGGGACCUCGCUGUCCGCCUGCUUGAACGGCAUGGGACUAUGCGUCUUUCCGACCUCAAGGGCCAAGGCGUCAAUCCUGCCACGCUUUCACGGCUGAUCGACCAGGGAGUGCUUCAGCGACCGUCGCGUGGCCUGUAUGAGCUUGCGGGCGCCGACAUCGAGGCUUCGCAUUCGCUAGCGGAGAUCGCCAAGCGUGUGCCGAAAGGGAUUAUCUGUCUGAUCUCGGCGCUCCAGUUCCACGAAAUCACGCUGCAGCUUCCCCGCAGCGUCUGGAUCGCGGUCGGGUCCAAGGACCGCAAGCCCGCAAUCGAGUAUCCGCCAAUCCGCAUCGUUCGAUUCGGAGAAAAGGCGCUCACGAUGGGUGUCGAGACCCAUACAAUCGACUCAGUGCCGGUUCGGAUUUUUGGUCCAGCGAAGACCAUUGUCGACUGCUUCCGCUUUCGCAGCACGGUAGCGUGGUCGCUGAUGAAGGGUAAGCCGAACAAUCUCUCCGCCUCGGUGCUCGCCCGGCUCCGCAAUGUCGCACGGGCGAAAAACACCGACUACCAGUUCAUCUUGCGACGCUACGCAAUCGAGCGGCUGCUCCUUCGGCUCAGCAUCUCUCCGUAUCGGGACCAAUUCGUCCUGAAAGGCGCUAUGCUCUUCACUGCAUGGCUCGAAGAUCCGUUUCGUCCGACGCAGGACCUUGACCUCCUUGGCCAUGGCGAUCCCGCAGCAUCAUCAAUCGAAGCCGCGUUUCGAGCCGUCUGCCAAACGCAAACAGAGGACGACGGACUUUUAUUCGACACCGAAGGCUUAAACGCUGCGCUAAUCCGUGAAGAUCAGCAAUACGGCGGCAUUCGCGUCAAGACGAAGGCUUUUCUAGCAAAAACCCAAAUCCCCGUGCAGGUCGACAUCGGCUUUGGCGACGCCAUUACUCCAGCGGCGCAGGAACUGGAAUUUCCUUCACUGCUAUCACCCGAAGGCCCACGGCUGAAGGCUUAUUCAAAGGAAACUGUCGUCGCCGAGAAGCUUCAGGCCAUUGUUGCGCUCGGUCGCGCAAACAGCCGGAUGAAAGACUUCUAUGAUCUGCUUGUGCUGUCGCGCCUGUUCGAGUUCGAGGGCGCGACCCUUGCCACGGCCAUCCGCGCGACAUUCGAUCGACGCGGGACGAUCGUUCCUGCAACGCCGCCUGAUGGCCUUUCCCAGGAAUUUGCGACGGACCAUGACAAACAACGCCAAUGGACGGCCUUUGCCCGACGCGAGCCGCUGCUGAUCGCGCCGCCGAAUCUCGGGGAAACAAUAAACGCGAUCGCUAGUUUCGUGCUGCCCCCGAUCAUGGCGGCGGCUUCAGGCGCCGGCUUCGACUUCAGGUCAGAUAGCAAAGAAAAAGCACAAAGCGGGGGCCAUAUCAGGCACCUGCGCUCUUUGGGAUUUGAAAAGGCGGAAGACGGGAGUCUCCACGUAAACGGAUCGGGGAAGGAGAUUGUCAGGUUAGCCUCUCUCACAUGGUCUGUCCCCGUGUCGAACGGCUUCGGCAGGCGGCUCAGAUAUCUCGUUUGGGAUCAGCACAACGGUAAGCUCAUAGGGCUGAUUGCUAUUGGCGAUCCCGUAUUUAACCUGUCCGCGCGUGACAAGCUUAUUGGCUGGGAUUCGAACGAUCGAAGCGCACGUCUUGUCAAUGUCAUGGACGCUUACGUGCUGGGGGCGUUGCCGCCCUAUAAUUUCCUACUCGGCGGCAAGCUAAUUGCCUGCCUGCUGCGGACGCGCGAUUUGUACGAUGACUUCGCCACUGCCUAUGGCGGUACGACGGGCAUCAUUUCCGGCAAGGAGAAGAAAGCGCGUUUACUCGCCAUUACGACUUCAUCCUCGAUGGGCCGAUCGUCGGUCUACAACCGGUUGAAGAUCGACGGUACGCAAUAUCUUAAGUCUAUUGGCUAUACGGGCGGAUGGGGUCACUUUCAUAUUCCCGACAGAUUAUUUGCAGAUUUGCGGGAAUAUUUACGCGACAUCGAUCAUCCUUAUGCCGACCUGCACAGGUUCGGUCAGGGGCCGAACUGGCGUUUGCGAACGACACGUGCCGCUCUGUCCGCGCUCGGUUUCAAAGAGGACAUGCUGCGCCAUGGCAUCAAGCGCGAAGUUUUCAUCUGCCAGCUUGCCAGCAACGCAGCGAAAAUCCUCAAAACGGGCAAGGGAAAACCAAAUCUCGCAUCACUGCGCUCGGCAGAAGACGUUUCGGGCUUGGCCUUGGAAAGGUGGCUGGUCCCCCGUGCCAAAAGGCGCCCGGAAUUCAAAGACUGGGAUUCAAGUGAUCUAAUCGAUCUGUUUGGUAAUCAAAGCCGCAUGUUGCGCUCACUGUCUGAAAAGAUGGAGCAUCUGGAAGGGCAUUUUGCCGCCCUGGCGGUAUCCCGCGCGGCAUCCGGUUUCCCGAUUUUUGCCUUGGAGCACGGGCUUACAGAGGAAGAGUUUGACGACAUUGCGGGCCAGUUACGUGCGCGCGUCGCGGCUCGAAAGAGAUUUGCACCGCAUUGGCUGCUGUGGGCGAUAUAUGCCGCAGAACGCGGCUAUAGCUAUUCAGGUGGCGAAUACUGGCCGUCAUUUGAGGAAAGCACGCCUGGCUGGGAGUACAAGGACCGCUACAAACUUCCAGGCUGGUUCGCCAAAUUCCAGAAAGCCUACAACGGCGUUGUCCCUUCCGGCCCAUGGGCCGGGCAUUUUCGGAUCAUUGCCUGGCCCAUCACCCACGCCGUGUUGCCACGCUAUCUGCAACGGCAUUUUGCCAAAGCGCUUUACGAACUUCGCUUUCGGCUCGCCAGUCUUACUUCGAUCGACCCGGCCGCGAUUGGCCGCAUGGUCGCCGCCAACUAUCACGGAUCGACGCGCUUUGAAGAAUUUCUGCAGCAGGAAGAACUUGUUGGCCGGAUCGUCCUUGCUCUCCUGCACCAGGACCCGCGUGAAGGCGAAGAGCGAUUGCUGCCUUCUACACUUGAGCGCAUCACCAGCGACCUGGAGCGGGUCAGAAGCGCGCGAGACUGGCUCAACGAAGCCAGCCGCGUUGUUACGGACCGCUUUAAGGGCAUUGGCCGCGGCGCUGACCCGCGCGGUUUUGCGGUCGGGCUGGAACCGGGCGGCUUGCCAAGGGAUCGGGAGCUGUUGCCCGACAUCAGGCCGAAUUUGCAGCUUCGCUAUGCAGGCAAUCACACUUGGACCCUUUUACUUGAUUUGCCCAGCUUUAAAAGCAUCGCUGCACUGAAUGCCGACAUUCGCCAGUUCCUUCGGCGGACACGGUGCAGCAUCAACGGCGCGGAAGGAAAGAAAUCUGCAGGCUGGGUUCUUUCCGGCAACCGCCGCACCGUCCUCAAGAAAUGGCCAGAUCCUGAAAAGCCGCUUGUCCGGUUUGACCAAAACCAGGCUGCCGUCGAUCAACUGCUCGAAACCGAAUGCCGCAUGACCACGGGUCCCGUCUGGCUGUUUCGCGUCGGGCGCGACGGCUUAGCUCGCGAAAUUGCAGGCCGGAUCAUGCGGCCCGGACAGGAAUACGUUAUCGCCAGCGAAAACGCGCCGCGUGAUCUGCAGGACGGCAUGCGCCCCUGCACGAUAGACUGCCAUGGGAUAGAAGCGGUCCGGGUCACUGUCCCCCCUGACGUUUCGGCCGAUUAUAUUCAGUGGCUUUCAAAGCACGGCUUAGAACUGGCACGGACUAUUCGCGUCUGGCCCGCAGGCUUGCCGGGCCGCAACUGGGACGGUGAAGGCCGCAGCGAAUGGCUGACGACCGAGAUGCCCUGCCUCGGCAUUGUGCCGGAUCAUCCGGUUGACUCAUAUGUGAUCAGUCUCGACGGAAAGGCCAGCACGGUUGCCCGCGCCGGACCGACAGGGCAACCGACAUUCAUACGAUUGCCGCAACUCGAUGCCGGCACGCAUCUGUUGACUGUGACAGCGCAGCGCAGCGCCGCUCUUGACGACAUUACGAAAACAUCCGCGCACGAGGGCUUUGUCGAACUGCGCGUACGGGAACCUGAACCGUGGAUUCCCGGAACCGCAUCCCAUACGGGUCUGAUUGUAACUGGCGAUCCGCAUGAUGCAGGGCUCGAUACAUUUUGGGAAAACCGCUUCAACCUAUCAGUAGUUGGACCCGAACACCGAAGCGUCACGGCCACCGUGAUCCUUGAAGACGCCAAAGGUGAGGAGGUAUUCGGCGGUCAGGUAAACGCGUCAUUGGAAUUGCCGAUUACGCCGGAUGCCUGGCACAGGCGUUUUGGCGACUUUCUCAAACGCGAGCAGUGUGAAUGGCGCUACCUGGAAGCGUCUGCCGGCAUUCUCAAAAUCAAUGGCCAGGAACUCGGCGAAUUUACGCUCCGGUUUGAACACGAAGCGCAGCCGCUGAGAUGGGUGCUCCGCCACGAGAACGGACGACUGAUUGUCCGUCUUGUUGAUGACACGGGACAGGAAGACGGGCGCCUGAAAUGCCGUUAUUUCAGCAUGGAAGAGCCAGCCAGGAUCGCGCGUCUUGAUGCCGCCAGCGCUCUGGCCGGGACACAAUUGGAGCCGCCCGGCGGUCUCGUUACAGCGCAAUCGGGCGAUUAUCGCGACACAAUAUUGGUCAGCGCAGGGCUGACUGGCGCCGGGCUGGAGGGCCUCGGCGUUACCCCCCGAUAUGAUGAUGUGCGCGAUGAUCCUGCGGCUGUCAUUAGGGCGCUCCGCAUACUGCGAUAUUGGCGAAAAGCGCGCCUUGCCGGCUUUGUCGCAGGCGCAAGACGCCAACAGGUUAUGGACGGCCUGCUGCUCGCCAUCUACAGCAUUCUUUGCGGGCCGCAAUGGAUCAGAGCCGAAAGACGAUUUCUCGACAACCCGAACGCGCCGCGCGCAGCGGACAAUCUGCAGGCCGCGAUUGGAAAGCACGGCGGCUUUUCCGCCGUCCUGCGCCGUGAUGCCGCCGGCAUUGACCACAGAUUUGCUUCUAUAACCACUUGGUACGCAGACCUUGCCAAGCGCUACGGCGUUUGCCGCGAUCCCGGGCUAUGCGCUUUCGCGAUACGGCUUGCCAGUCAACCGCACCGUUUGCCGGCUUCUUGUUCGCCUAAAGAGCAGUCCUGUCUUGUUGCGCGGGGCACGGUUCCUGGCCCUGCUAUCCGCAACUCACGACGGCAAUACGCACGCCUUGCUUCCGGAGUGGAAGACAUGAUUGACGUGAUCGAGGCUUCCGACGUGAUUGAAAAUUGCCGCGCAACGCUGGGAAUUCCGGGCGAGAACGAUAGCCUCGACGAUAUUCUGCUUGCCGGCCUUCUCAGACGCUGCGCCGGCAUACUCUGUCCGUGUUCGCGGACGGCGCUGCGUUCGGCGCUCUUGGAAAGCCUGAGCCACCUUGACGACGAUCCUGAUGCGCUCGCGGACCGCCUGGAUGAUCUCGUAGACAGUCUAAUUGUAGGCGGCGAUCUGCUCGAACUUGCGGACGUGGCGAUUGACGACGCCAAGGUGAAAGGCACAUGGGUCUUCGCCGCGCCGCCUAGCUUCGUCAUGAGGCCAAGCGGAGCGAUAUUCCUGGCGGGCAUCGUACCCGACCAGGAUACGUUUCUUUCCUCUGACCUGUCUGCGCGCGUGGCUUACGAUGGCUGCGCGCGGUAUAUUACACCCGAAGCCGACGAAGAUCUCGCAGCGAUCCUUCUGACGCAGGGCCUACAGCAUCUACCCGAAAGCGUAUGGCUGAAAUCACCGAGGGCCGAUACCGCAGAAGAACAUCUAUCUUCCUUUGAAAGACAACUCGCCGCACGGCCUCCCUGCGGAACGGUCAACGGUCUCGAAAUCCUCGAUUCCUCAAAACCCGUGACUUACUAUCGCGGGCGCUGGGUAGUCCCCUCAGGGCAAACCGGUACAUUUGUGGCGCGGCGCCCGCAGGAAUUCGGGGCGCCGCUCUGGUGUUUCGUCGAACUCGCAGACGGCGUAGCGCGGCGCCUGAUGGACCUGCCGCGGUCUGGCUUCCGCUGGCGGGGCUGUGAUGCCGCAUGGCAUCUUCAAAUGGCAAUUGAUUUCUGCCGGGGUCAGCCGCAGCGUUACCGAAGGCGCGACAGCGAACUGACGGUCCGCUUUGACUUUUUUUCGCCGUUGCCCGAGUGGUCCCAAAGACGUUUGAUGAUCCUGGGAACGCAAUGUCCGCGUGAUCACAGCCUAUUGGCUUAUGAGAUUCCGCGCCGCGAAGCGGAUAGCGAAGAGCGCUUUUUGCAAAACAACCUUUGGAUGGUCAAGUCGGACGAGCAUCAGCCGGGAGAAUAG